GAGUUGAAAUCGGAGGAGCUCGGCUGGCGGGUGUAGGUGAGGGAGGCGGGUGUCAGGCAACUGAGUCGGUGAAGAGGCGGCUGGUUAGGGCUUCGAGCAUCGACGGGAGGAAGAAGAUGGACGUCAGAGAGGAACAGGAGCUUCCUUGACUGGGUACUGGUGAAGUCUUCCACCAUUUGGCUUCAGGUGAGUUCUCGAUUCCUUUUGCUUUCAAUCUGUUGUGCUUUUGUGCUCGGUUGGUUUAAUGGCUGGCAAUUAUUUUCAAUCGAAAUUUGGAUCUCCCCACAUCAAAAUUGUUAUAGGAGCUUCUCUUAUGAAAAUGAUGACUUCUUGAAAUGUCUGGCUGGGAGAUGCUUAUUGCAUGAGUUAAUGAGCAUCAAAGUUGUCCUACAAAUAAUGGUGGAUUAGUGGGGUUGGUUUGCUGUUUUUCAUUUUAAUUUUCCGAAAUGAUUAUAAGUAUAUUUUUAAAAUUUAUGGAAUGCUUUAAUGGAACCUUGGAGGCUGAAACUGAUCUUUUGAAUUCUUCAAGCAAUUCCUUACUUGCAAUUUGGCCUUCUGAACACAUCUACUCCCUCUUUUUGAUCCAUUACCUCUCAACUAACUAGAAGCAAGGAACAUUAUCUUGCCACUAUAUCUCUAUAUCCCUCUCAUACACCUCUUCAUUACAAAAACGGAGGUGAGAUUGAUCAACCCAUGAUGGCUCCUGCCACCAACAACCACCAUGAAGAUGAGCCCACCCAGCACAGAUUGGAGCAAGACAUCCGAAAAACAAUCUCCCACCUCACCCGUCACCUCACUGCUCUCCAUAGCUCGGUUGAUCAUGACGUGCCAUAUAAUCGCGAUGGCGUCCGCAUAAUCACACUCACGGGAAAUAAUAAUGGCGCGACGAUGAAGAUCGAUGGAGCUGCGGUUGGACAAAUGGUGGAGACACAUGGAAUGCUACUGGGGGAUGAGAAGACUAUGAGAGCUUAUUCUAAUAGUAAUUACCAAGCGGUCAACAACUCUGUUUUGCUUGGUGGAAGCUACACGGCUGAAGAUCCCGGCAUUCAUAUAAACUUCCUGGAUUUUCAAAAGGAGGAAGAGGAGGGGGGUGACAAGAAGGAAGAUCAAAAGGGAAUUGAAAAUUUCCAUCAGAGCAAUUUGUCGGCAAUGAAUUGAUUUGAGGAAACAUAUGUUGAGUUGAUAGUGAUCAUUCAAUUCUGAUUUAUAAUCUCAACAUAAGAAUUAUUUAUUGAUUUUAGCUCAAAAUCAACUCUAGUUUACAAUUGAAAACUCAUGAUUCAAUUAGUUAUCGAUCUUGUUAGGAACGAUGAACUAAACACAAAGAGAAAUAAUAAAUCAUGAUCUGCAAAACACAAUCGAACACAAGAGAUUUAUGUGGAAAACCUAAAUAUGAGAAAAAUCACGGGGGAGGAGGGAGAAUAGCUUCACUAUAGAAAAAGGAGACGGAGUACAAACAACUUAUAAACCCUAAGUCAUUUAUAACAUAUUUAUAAGGCAAAAUUAAAGCACCAGAAAAAACAAACUAAAAUCCAAAAUUACCCUUAUAGCCAAAAUCUG
This is a messenger RNA of Dendrobium catenatum, 1560 nucleotides long. RefSeq lists its product as uncharacterized. Bases 694 to 1158 code for a protein of 154 amino acids. The record is from RefSeq and is a predicted model, not a curated record. NCBI's taxonomy places the organism in Eukaryota, Viridiplantae, Streptophyta, Magnoliopsida, Asparagales, Orchidaceae. The transcript has 2 exons.